This is a messenger RNA of Thunnus maccoyii (southern bluefin tuna), 4778 nucleotides long. RefSeq names its product serine/arginine repetitive matrix 2 (gene srrm2). Lineage: Eukaryota; Metazoa; Chordata; Actinopteri; Scombriformes; Scombridae. The record is from RefSeq and is a predicted model, not a curated record. The coding region runs from base 232 to 4296 and encodes 1354 amino acids. The transcript has 14 exons.
CGUCUCGCACGUAUGACGUCACUUGGUUUUCAUCUCGUUCUUCCUUUGGUUGGAGACAAGACCAGCUAGCUGAUCGCUAACUAGCCGUAUAUCUUUGUUUUUUCAGCGUUUUAAGAGAAGCAGUUAUUAUAAAGUCAGUCAGUUUCGGCGUCUGAUAGAAAGCAGGAAACUCUCCGUCGUCAAAGACUUCUGACGCCGUUUUCUCCCCGUUCCCGGGGAAAACACUGAGCCAUGUACAAUGGGAUUGGCCUGACGACUCCGCGGGGCAGCGGCACCAAUGGCUACGUGCAGCGCAACCUGUCGAGCCUGCGGGUCAAACGGCCGCGGGACGAGCGGGGCGGCGAGCGGGACGAGAAGGACCGCGAGAGGCUGGAGAGUCAGCUCAACAGGCAGCCCAACGCCGAGAUCCUGGAGCACCAACGGAAGAGGCAGCUGGAGGUCAAGUGUGCUGAGCUGCAGGACAUGAUGGAAGAGCAGGGGUAUUCUGCAGAGGAGAUCGAGGAGAAGGUGAACAGUUUCCGCAUGAUGCUGCAGGAGAAGGAGGAGCCGGCUCCCGCCACCACCGAGAGACCGACGGUGACAGAAACUCACGCUCUGGCGGCGGCCAACCAGCAGAAGAACGACCGUCUUCGCGCUGCUUUCGGAAUCUCCAACGACUACGUAGACGGAUCGUCGUUCCACGCCGACCGCAAGGAGAAAGAGAAGGAGAAGAGAGAGCAGGAACGUUUGGAGAGAGAGAGGCAGCAGCAGCAGAAAUAUACGUUGGUGGAAGAUUCAGACGACUCAGAUUCACCUCCAAAGAAACGCAGUCGGAAGAAGAAAAAGAAAAACAAGAACAAAGACAGCAGCUCAGAGAGUCCCUCCCCGUCUCCGCAGAGAGAGAAAAAGAAAUCCAAGAAGAAGAAAAAGAAACGUGACGUGUCAGAAGACGAGGAAGAAGAAGACAGUUCCUCCGACGAGAAGCACAAAGUUUCAAAGAAGAAAAGAAAGCAGAGUGAAAGCACGAGUCCUCCGAAAACAAAGCGACAGAGGAGCGUCUCCUCCAGCUCCGCUCGCAGCCAGUCUCCAGCUCCACCGAGGUCACGUCAGCAGGACCAAACGUUGAGAAAAGCUGACGAAGGAAGAAAGGGGAGAUCACCGGACAGGAGGAGACGAGGCUACGAGGAGCAGAGCCCUCAUCGUCAGGGAGGAGAAGGGAAGAGGCUCAAUGUCGAGAGAGAAAAAGAGCGGACGAGCGCGACGGACAAGACGUCCACCAAGAGGAGACACGACUCUUCGUCCCCGUCGCCGGCGCCACAGACGGAGAAAAGCAGACAUUCACGGAGCGGAGAGAGGGAGAAAGGGAGGCGAUCCCGAAGCAAACAGAGGGAGAGCGAGAAAGGGAGGCGUUCAAGAAGCAGAGAGAAGGAGAGGGAGAAAGGGAGGCGCUCCAGAAGCAGAGAGAUGGAGAAGAGGAGGCGUUCGAGGAGCGUAGAAAACGAGAGGGAGAAAGGGAGGCGUUCCAGAAGCAAAGAAAAGGAGAAACAGAGAGGCAGGGAGAUGGAGAAAGGGAGGCGAUCGAGGAGUCGAGAGAACGAGAGAGAGAGAGGGAGGCGUUCGAGGAGCAGAGAAAUGGAGAAAGAAAAAGGGAGGCGCUCCCGAAGCAGAGACAACAAGCGAGGGAUGCGUUCAAGGAGCAGAGAAAUGGAGAGAGGGAGGCGUUCAAAAAGCAGAGAAAUGGAGAGAGGGAGGCGUUCAAGGAGCAGAGGAGAGGUGGAGAAAGGGAGGCGUUCAAGAAGCAGAGAAAUGGAGAGAGGGAGGCGUUCGAGGAGCAGAGGAGAGGUGGAGAAAGGGAGGCGUUCAAGAAGCAGAGAAAAGCGGGAAAAAGACAAAGGAAAGGAGAGCGUUCCCCACAGGACCAGACAUGACUCCUCCUCUUCCCCGUCUCCUUCGCCUCCACCUCCUCCUAAACCAGAGACCAGGAGGGCGAGGAGCAGAGACGCCGAUCAGGAGAGAGAGAGGAACAAAUGGGACAAAAAGACGAGACACGACUCCUCGUCCCCUUCACCUCCUCCACCGCCGGAGAGGGCGAGGGCGAGAGAGAGGAGCGGAGACAGGGAGCGCAGGACGGAGCGAGAUCCGCACCCGUACGACGGCGAGAAAAAGAAAGAGACGGGGAAGAGACCGGAGAGAGAGGCGUCUCCUCCUCCCCAACAGAAAAACGACAGAAGGAGAGACGCGCACCCGCCGCGAGCUUCUCCGUCGCCCGCCUCUCGCUCGCCCGCCGUCAACGGGCGUCAAAGAGAGAGGGAGGACGAGAGGAGGAGAGAGAAAGACAGGGAGAGCGCGGCGAAGGAGAGGGACAGGCAGCAUCUGAACAAGCAGAGAGAACAAGACGCGCAGCGAAGGAGAGACGAGGCCGUCAGGCGGGACGGAUCCAGACCCGCGGAGAAAAGCAGGAGCGAAAGACCGGAAGCGAACGAGAGGCGGGAGAAGACGAGGAGCCCUCCGAGGACGGAGAAACGGGAAGAAAAGACGAAACAGGCCGAGAAAAAGAGAGAGAGCAGCAGCAGCAGUAGCAGCGGUAGCAGCAGCAGCAGUAGCGGCAGCGAUAGCGACAGCGAUUCUUCCUCCUCCUCCUCUUCUUCUUCAUCCUCAUCUUCUUCUUCGUCCUCGUCCUCCGAAGACGAGGGCAAAGGGAAGAAGGCGGCAGGGAAGGAGAAAGGUAGCCCCACGAAAAGCGCGCCGUCUGCCAUCGGAGCGGCGGUUCAAAGGUAUAUAGCCAACGGUAGAAAGGAAAGUCCCGCCUCCGCCUCCGAGGGCGACGCCCCUCGACGAUCCCAGAAGGAGAGAGAAGGAGGAGGAGGAGUCAAACAUGCGCCGUCAGAGAGGGAAAGACCGCCACACAGAGCUCCUGCUCCGUCUGAGAGUUACCCGCCCCGGACAAAAGGUCAGGAGCGAUACAGUCCCACACAGAUGGACAGCCCGAGCCCGCCUCCUUCCCCCUCCAACAGACGAGACGCCAGCAGAGGGGACAGGUACUCCCCCGCCGAAACUGAGGCGAGAGCCGUGGAGCGGGAGAGAGGGAGGGACAGGGACACAGCAGCCAGGAGACCGGCGGCGAGGUCUAGCCCGUCAGCCAGGAGGUCACGCUCUCCGCCCCAGAAAACCUCCACCGCCUCCCCGGCCCGUCGCACUCCGCCGAGGCAAUAUCAGGAAGCCCCGCCCCGAUCCAGGAGAGCCUCCCCUCCUCCGGCCUGGUCAGACCGGCAGAGGGAGAGAGAGAGGGAGAGCGAGAAGGACAGAGAGAGGAACAGAGAGAGGGACAGAGACAGAGAACGCGAGCGGGUCGCCAGGAGGAGCAGAUCCAGAUCCAGAAGCCCGAGGAGGCGCAGCCCCCCAAGCAGGUCUCGCCGCUCGCCGUCUCCUCAGCGGAGGAGGAGGAGCAGUCGCUCGCUCUCCCGAGAGCGAGAGCGAGAGAGGGAACGCGAGAGGAUCAGGCAGAGGGAGGUAGAGAAAGAGAGAGAAAGGGAAAAGGAGCAAGCGCGCCUAAAAGAGGCUCCCCAACAACCCCGCCGAUCCUCGUCCUCCUCCUCUUCCUCCAGCUCCUCCUCUUCCUCUUCGUCCUCGCCUUCACCUGCCCGCGAGAGGAAAGACACCACGAAAGCGCCGACGGAGAGAGACAGGAGGACGGAGCGAGAGGACGAGAAGAGACGAGAGGAGCAGAAACAUCGUUCCUCCUCCUCUUCGCAGGCUCCGUCUUCAGGUUCGCGCGGCUCCCAGCAGUCGGAGUCCAGACGCUCCGACGUGACCUCCAGGAGGUCGCCGGCCGGCAGCCAAUCAGAACCCAAGCAGUCGUCACGAGGUCCGAGCAGGAAGCAGUCGCCACCAGCAGCCCCUCAUUCGCCGGAGCAGCCGGUCAGGAGCGAGAGCGCCGUCAACGGGAAGGAGGCCAACGCUAACAAGAAAGGCGGCAGAAGCAGCAGCUCCAGCUCCUCUUCCUCCUCCUCGUCUUCAUCUUCGUCCUCCUCCUCGUCCUCCUCUUCAGACAGCUCCGACUCUGAAGCAGAGCAAGAAAAAGGGACCACCAAAGCUCAGAGCUCGGCUUCUUCAUCCUCCUCAUCAGAGACUGAGAAGGACACAAAGAAAAAGAGUCCUGCUCGGCCUCAGAGGGUUCCUGCUGAUUCGCUGAGAGAUUCUCGCUCGCUCAGUUAUUCUCCUCCAAGAUACAUGAGAGCGGCGCCGUCCUCGCCCGGCCGCAGGAGCGGCAGCAGACAGUCGCCCAGCCGCUCGUCAAGCAGCAGACGAAGGAAAUGAGCCGACGACGACGGGGGAGACGCUUCACUUCACUUCCUGUCGGCUGGAAACUGGACUCACAACACGGACUUCACAGCCAGCGCUCGGUAGAUGCACAUCCGGGAACGUUUCCGGGGGAGGGGAGGGGGGGGCGGGGGACUCGCGUCGGUUUCCGAGAGAGACGCCAACACGGGAACCGACGAGGUGUUUUUGUUUUCUAAGCAGCGACGACCAAAGGCGGCUGGCUUGUACAUUUCUUUUUAUGAGCUGAAAUAAGAAACGUACAAACAAAAACACACAAACACAGUUAAAUAAAACUAACAAUGUUUCUCUGUAUCUGUACUGUUUGUUGCAUUCUACCUGUAGAUAUGAGCUGUCUGUAUUUUAGUUAUUAUCAUGUGACAGAUACAUGAUUUCCAUUUAAUGUGAGCAGAAACUGCAACAUGUGGUUAAUUUCUUUGUUGAAUAUGGUUAAUAAUAAUAAAAGGCAAUUGUACAUUUUA